Molecule: messenger RNA, 2447 nt
Organism: Patella vulgata (common limpet)
Lineage: Eukaryota; Metazoa; Mollusca; Gastropoda; Patellidae
Product: dual specificity protein phosphatase 12
Exons: 2
Coding region: 250-1188 (312 amino acids)
Biological process (GO): protein dephosphorylation
Cellular component (GO): nucleus
Molecular function (GO): protein tyrosine/serine/threonine phosphatase activity
Source: RefSeq, a predicted model, not a curated record
CCUGUAGCCUCAUUCUGGUUAUCAAAAUGUCUGCGCCCAUGAAACGGGUGUCUCGUUAGUGAGAUACACAACAUUGCACAAUUUAAUAUGAAAACGUGAAAAAAACAUCUGUGUGUGUUCUAUAUAUGGUGGAAUUGUAGCACCUUUUUCGGAUCGUGUCUGUAACCCACUAAAGUAAAACUGACUGACUAAGAGCCAGAGGGAUUUAACAUUGAGUCACAACAUUACAACUAACAUAACAUUAUCAAGAUGUCGGUUUAUAUGAAUGUCAUUUUAGAGAACUUGUAUUUGGGAAGUGUGGAGAGCUCAAAAGAUACAGAAAAAUUAAAUGAACUGGGAAUAACUCAUAUAUUAACUGUUGAUGUUCAAGCAUUAUUUCAAGAAACAUGUGAUACAUUUGUUACGAAGCAUAUUAAUUUACCUGAUUUAGCUGAAAGUGAUCUCCUGACCUAUUUUGAGGAAUGCAAUGAAUUCAUUAAUGAAGGCAGAGAGAAAGGCAGUGUUCUUGUUCACUGUUUUGCAGGAGUGUCCCGCAGUGCUACACUAGUGUUAGCAUAUAUUAUGAACAAAUCAAAUAUAUCUUUUGAUGAGGCUUUAUCUAUUGUUAAAACACAAAGGCCUAUUGUCAGUCCAAAUGAAGGCUUCAAACAGCAACUGCGUUUGUAUGAAGGAAUGGGUUGCAAAAUUGAUCCUCAGAGUAAUUCUUAUAGACAGUAUCGUCUGAUUAAACUUUCUAGAGCAAUUCAGGCUGGAGUGUAUCAGGGACAGAUACCUGAUGAUGUGUUAAAUAAUCACAUAGACAAUCGUCCAAAUCUAAAUGUAUACAAAUGUAGAAAGUGUCGUCAUACGUUGUUUAAAAGUAGUUCUUUAUUAUCUCACUCGGUUGGUGCUGGGGAAUCCUCAUUUGACUGGAGAUGCAAAUUGGGCAGAGAAAAUGGAGAUGGAGCAGUCACUGUGACAAAAGAUGACACUCCAUGUGAUCAAUCGUUAUUCAUUGAACCUAUGAAAUGGAUGUUAAGUUAUCUAAAAAAUAUGGAUGGGAAAAUUCCAUGUCCAAAGUGCUCAGCUAAAUUAGGUUCUUUUGUUUGGUAUGGUGAAAGGUGUCCAUGUGGGACAUGGGUUGCCCCAGCUUUUCAUAUUCAGGCAUCUAAAGUUGAUGUUUGUGUGACAAAUCUUCGUCUUAGAUGAUACAUGUAUAAAUAAACUGCUUAAAGGGCGUACAUGUAUGGCUCUAUUCUUUGGAACCUUAAAAUAGACGAAAAUAUAUCUAAAAGUAUAUAUUAAUGUGAUAUAAAUGUAUAUAAAGUGAUUUAUAUUCAACUAAUGAAAACAAAUUAUUUUUAUUUCUAAUAAAUUAUGUUCAAAAUUAUUAUUUUGUCAUUUGUGAAUUGGCCAUUACUAAUUACUUCCGCAUUGUCUUGUAUAAGUUUUUCUUUGUUCAUUAUAAAUUGCGCCAGAAACCAUAGAAUACAUGACUCAUGUAGUAGCAUGUACUGAUUAUAAAGCGUUUAACAUUGUGUCUUAAAUACAUGUAGGAUCUCAUAUUUUCAAGGCAAGAUAACAAAGUCAAUAUUGAUUUCAAAUGGACCAAUAUUGAAUUCUAAUUCAUGGUUUGUAAUUUCGAAUAUUAUGGAAAAUAUUGAGUUUGAGGUUUAGCUCCUUUAAUUGUCAUUUAUGUGUUUACUUUGUUAAGUAUAAAUGGAAAAUGUUUUCAAACUGUCAGGACAAGUAUAUUUAGACUUUCAGAACAUAUCUAUCAAUAUGUAUCCAAACACAAUGAAGUAACAGUACACUGAAUUUGUGCCGAGUGUUAAAAGAUUAGUGAUUGAAUAUACAUGUGUUGUAACCUUUUAUGCAAGGUGUAUACAACAUUCUAUUUUCUUGUUCAUUUAGCAAAAGGUUAUGCUUUCAAAAGUAUGCUUUAGAAUCAAUGACCCAAAUGCAUGUACAUGUAGGCCUACAUACAAUGUACCAGUAUACUGAAAUAGUACCGGAAAUUUAGAACUUUGUACCUGAAUAGCAAUAAAGACAAAUCUGUGCAUGACAAAAUGACAAGAACCAAAGGGAUUGCACCUGACAAAUUGUGCAUAAUACAUGUGGCAGGUACCUUACUGUAUUUCCAGGCUUGCAUAGCAUAUACAUGUAAAAUAAAAAUAUGGCCUUUUAGUGGUGGUUCAAGAAAAGAAAAGAAAAUAUUGCACAUUUAUUUGUACUAGAUAUUCAUACAAAUCUAGAUUACAGCUAUCUGAAAAUAGUAUUACAUGUACAUAUAGAAAUGUAAUGAGAAGGGGAAUUAUUGCAAAUGGAUAAGUAAAUGAAACCAUGUAUAUGUACUAUUUAUAUUAAUACAUUGUCAGUUGAAAAUUAUAUUUAAACCAAGUUUCUUAAUUAUUUUUUUCUUGUCUGAGAUAUCACUUUGAUGGAAGCGGACGUUAAAUAAAGCUAUU